UUGCAGCAGCGAGGGCAGCAACAAACCUAACAGCUAGAGAACAGGCAGCAGCAGCCAGAGCAGCAGCAAUGGCUAACGGCGCAACCUCUGCUGCAUCCUCGUGUGGGGCUCAGUUGGGGAUGCCCCUUGGAUCCCCGGGUACUUCCGGAUCAGUAGGCUCUGGUCAAUCCGCAAGUCAAAUGGCGGGCUCGCAGUUAAGCCCGUUGACCCCACGCGGUAGGGAGCUCUUAGAGCUUCAACAGGUCGAAAGGAUCCGCGAGCGGUUAGAGAGGGAACUGAAGCAAGCAACCGAUAGAGAAAGAGAGAGAAAAAAUAGAACAGCCAGGCUUGAUACGUUAGAGGCAGACAAAGUUGCAUUAGAGGGUUUGGAUGAGUCAACCAUGACUGACCAAGUGAAAAUAUUGAAGAACAGCAUGUUGUCGCUGCAUGCGCAUGUGCACAGCAGGUUAGACUUCAUGCAGAACUCUUUAGACCAGAUCUUGGACCUUUUGCAAAGGCCAAGAUUCCGGCCAGCAGCACAGUCGCCGUUGCCGUUAACGGCGAUGUCAGGCCCCUUUCCGGUACAAGCUGGCACGCAGCCAAGUGGUACGUCUGCAGCAGCCGCACAAACUGUUGCUUCUUCUUCUUCUGGGUCAGUGGUGGUUGCUACACCAUCACCGCAACAACCUGUUCCUCAACAGGGACAGCAACAAGGUGAAUGGUACCCAAAGACCCCUAUGAAACCGCCCCUUGCCUUCUCCGGAGAACAGCAUGCUGUCGCUGCAUGCGCAUGUGGACAGCAGGGACAGCAGCAAGGUCAAUGGUACCCAAAGACCCCUAUGAAACCGCCCCUUGCCUUCUCCGGAGAGAAGAAGGACAACGAACUCAACACAUGGUUGAGAACGGUUUCAGUAUGGGUAAAGGCGAAGAGGACUUUGCAGGAGGAGGAGGUGAUUACUGUUGCAUCUUACCUUGAGGGUAAGGCAGCCAAAUGGUUGGAUGGUUUAGUUGCAAAGGCCGGGUACGGACGACGCAUGGCGGACUGGGCUAAGACCAUUACGUUAGACCAGUUCUUAGAAAUGGUAGAAGCUCGUUGGCACAAUCCACAGCAGGCACGAAUUGCCACUGAUGCGAUGCAUAGACUAGACCAAAGAAAGUUCAAGUCAGUCAGAGAGCUUACGACUACCGUACAGAGCCUCAUCGUCGUUCCUGGCAUAAACUACGAUGACCAGUUCUUGCUGAACACGUUUGUGAGAUGUCUCCCAGAGAAUCUGAGAAAUUUGCUGGCCAACGAGGCUCGCCUCGAGUAUCACUCAUUUGAGACCUUAUCUAGAAAAACCUUAGAUUUAGAGGCCACUCUAGGAAGUGCUCAACCUACUUCAGUUGACGCGAGGAAGAAGAAGAGUCCACAGGAAUGGAAGAAGAAGGGGAGCAAAUUGAUGAUGGUUGAGUCCGAUGGGACUCAAACAGAGAUCGAAGAGCUCACAGACCUGUUGGACUAUUCAGAGUACGACGACGAGGAGAUCGCUGAGGGUAGCACCCUCGCCGCAGUAGUAAAGACUAAGGAAGGUGGCCGAGGGAAGAGCCAUCAAAAGAAUCAAGGGCAGGCCGCCUCCAAUCAGACCAAAGUUGCUGAUUGGGUCAAGGCAGGUCUUGAUCAGGAAGUCUGGCGGGACCGUAGAGGAUGUAAGUACUAUAGCAAGAUAGACUUAAAAUCCGGCUACCAUCAGAUUGCAAUAAGACCUGAGGAUCAGCACAAGACUGCUUUUCAGACCAGAUACGGUCUGUAUGAGUUUGUAGUGAUGCCCUUUGGCCUUUGCAAUGCGCCGGGUACAUUCCAGCAUGCCAUGAAUAGGAUCUUCCAUGACCACUUAGAUAAGUUUGUCGUUGUCUACUUAGACGAUAUCCUUAUCUUUAGUAAGUCUGUCGAGGAGCAUGCACAACACGUGGAGACUGUACUUUCACUCCUGCUGCAGCACAAGUAUAAGGUUAACCUUGAGAAGUGUGAGUUUGGACGUACUAAGAUCUUAUACUUGGGUCACGAAGUAUCCGCGGAAGGUAUUAGGCCGGAAUAUGCAAAAGUGGCUAGUAUAAGGGACUGGUCACGACCUCAGACUGUUACUGAGGUCAGAUCUUCCUUAGGAAUGUGCGGCUACUAUAGGAACUUUGUGAAAAAUUAUUCUACAGUCGCCUCUCCUUUGACUGAUCUAACUCAACUUGACACGCCGUGGGACUGGAGUGAUGAGUGCGAGGCUGCUUUCAAACGAUUGAAGCAUGCACUCAUGAAUCAUGAGGUUCUUAUGGUGCCCGAUCCUCAGAAACCAUUCAUAGUGACCACUAGCGCAAGCCAAUACGACAUUGGCGCAAUGCUGGCUCAGCAGGAUGGGAAGAAGUUGAGGCCGAUCGAGUACAUGAGUAAGAAAAUGCCAUCAAAGAAACUGGCGAAGUCCACCUAUGAAAGGGAACUCUAUGCUCUAUACAAAGCACUUGUCCAUUGGAGGCACUUUCUAUUGGGAAGGUUCUUUUAUUUGAGAACUGACCAUCAGACCCUCAAAUGGAUCAAGACACAACCGGCUCUCUCUGAUGCACUCAAGCGAUGGAUUGAGGUCAUAGAUCAAUAUGACUUCAAGCUAGAGUAUCUGAAGGGAGAGUACAACAAGGUUGCAGAUGCGYUGUCACSUAGAGCAGACUACCUAGGGGCGCUAGUUUCUGAGUUUGGUGUAUCUGAGGAGCUAACUCAAUCGUUGGUGGGAGCCUAUCAGGAAGACCCUGUCACGAUGGACAUCAUACGCAAGCUUCAGGCAAAAGACAAGGCCACAUAAGAUGAGUUUGUAAUGGUGGACGGGCUUCUCUUUCUUGAUUAGGCCGGUUGUAAAAGGUUAGUUGUUCCAUCUA
Messenger RNA from Chara braunii, 2874 nucleotides. The record is from the annotation of a GenBank genome assembly. Lineage: Eukaryota; Viridiplantae; Streptophyta; Charophyceae; Charales; Characeae.